CUAUAGGGAUAUAUGCUCCGGUGUGGACUGUGGAAAACUAGCUAGUUUUUGUAAUCUUAAAAUGUAAGAAUUGGACUUACAGUUUUGCUUCUAGGCUAAACAAUUCUAGAGACUUGUAUAAGUUUCCAGUACAUUCAUACAGCAAGCUGUAUAUAUAGUCUUUGGUCAUGUUACUAGUGUGGUGGUUGUGGUUGUGGUGAGGCUGCUGGUUUUGCAGAAGGUGCUUCUGGAAAGCUACUAACGACGACAAUGAGACCUGGAGGACCUGGAGGGCCGCCUGGCCCUGGAGGUCCGCCUGGUUGGGGUCCUGGCCCUGGUGGUCCGCCUGGUUGGGGCCCUGCUCCGCCUGGUCCGUUUGCUCCGCCUGGUCCGCCUGGCCCCAUUGGUCCGCUUGGACCUGGACUACCUGGUUUCUUUGGUGGCUUCUGUGAUGCAAUAGGUGCUUGUUUGAGUUUCUUCUGUUGCUGCUGGUUGCUGGGGGACUGCUUUGGUGGCCCAGGAGGGCCUCCUGGCCCCCCCUUAGGCCCACCUGGACCGCCACGUCCGUAGAUCGCCGGGCUGUUUGGUGACUAAUAUAUUUGGACGACUUGCUCCUGUUAUUAUCAAUUCUUACCUAUGUAUUUACUACGUUAAAAGAACUGUGCUAUCUUGUCAACUAUUAUAUAAGAUAUUUCAAGUUCACUGCUA
Rosa rugosa (rugosa rose) is the source of this 687-nucleotide messenger RNA. RefSeq lists its product as uncharacterized. NCBI's taxonomy places the organism in Eukaryota, Viridiplantae, Streptophyta, Magnoliopsida, Rosales, Rosaceae. The record is from RefSeq and is a predicted model, not a curated record. The transcript is spliced from 2 exons. Bases 250 to 549 code for a protein of 99 amino acids.